AAAACUAGUUUAACCUUUAUCAUAUCGAAACAGUCAUGUAUUGGAUAAGAAUGGUGUACUUUUUGACGUUUCUACUGCUCCUCUUUGCACAUAAUAAUGCAGAAUUAACAGCAAAUGAACUGAAAAUGUUUAAUGUUCUAGCAAACCGCGUUCAAGAACAAGCAAACAGCAUUAAAGUCCUUGAGAAAAAGUUUGAUAAUGUCGAAAAGGAAAUGGAAAGGCAAAAGGAAAUAAAUCGAGAACUUGGACACCAGUUAGAAAGCCAAAAGACUAUUUUGAGUCAGUUUAGGGCAAAUGGCAACCAAGAAGUCCUAGGAAACAUUAAAGAAGGAAACCAGAAUAAUACAAGAAUCGUUUGGCAUGAAAAAGAACAUGUUGCGUUUUCUGCAUUCCUAACGCAUACUAUCUAUAACUUAGGACCCGGGCAAAUUAUUCAGUAUGGAAGUGUCGUCCUUAACGAAGGAAAUGCUUACAACAAAAAUACCGGAAUCUUCACCGUCCCUCAUGAUGGCGUUUAUCUUUUUUCAUAUGCUUGCGAGGACUACCACAAUCACCAAAUCUAUGCAGACCUUAUGGUUGAUGGCUCACUAUAUUCCAUUGUUUUGGAGGGUCCAUCAAGCGCUCACAACAUGGGAACGAACGUGGUCAUUCUUCGGUUGAAGAAAGGUCAAGCUGUCUGGAUAGCAAUAGAUGCUUGGGGUCGGGACAAUAUUCUUCAAAAUGGCGCAUCAUCCUUUUCCGGUGUGUUUCUUUAUUACUGAGAUGCAUUAUUUGAAAAAUCUAUCUGAAUUUUUUCAUAGAGUGAUUGUUUUAUCAUAAUAAAGUGAAGA
This is a messenger RNA of Ruditapes philippinarum (Manila clam), 830 nucleotides long. RefSeq names its product EMILIN-2-like. The transcript has 2 exons. NCBI's taxonomy places the organism in Eukaryota, Metazoa, Mollusca, Bivalvia, Venerida, Veneridae. The record is from RefSeq and is a predicted model, not a curated record. Gene Ontology annotation, molecular function: protein binding. Bases 36 to 761 code for a protein of 241 amino acids.